This is a messenger RNA of Neomonachus schauinslandi (Hawaiian monk seal), 975 nucleotides long. RefSeq names its product olfactory receptor 6C75-like. NCBI's taxonomy places the organism in Eukaryota, Metazoa, Chordata, Mammalia, Carnivora, Phocidae. Gene Ontology annotation, cellular component: membrane. Gene Ontology annotation, biological process: G protein-coupled receptor signaling pathway. Gene Ontology annotation, molecular function: olfactory receptor activity; G protein-coupled receptor activity. The record is from RefSeq and is a predicted model, not a curated record.
AUGGAGGUGAGGAAUGAGACAACAAUCCAAGAAUUCAUUCUGGAAGGGUUUCCUGCCGUCCAGUACCUGGGGAACAUCUUCUUCCUGGUGCAUCUGCUGGCAUACCUGGCCUCUAUCACAGGAAAUGUGGUGAUCAUCAUCAUUACUUGGGUUGACUAUUGCCUCCAGACACCAAUGUGUAUUUUACUCAGCAUUUUCUCCUUCUCUGAAUGCUGUUUUAUCACCACAGUUAUUCCUAAACUGCUGUCCAUCUUUCUUUCAGGAAGGCAAACAAUUUCCUUUACUGCUUGUCUCAUACAAGCCUUUUCUUUUCUGUUUUUUGCAAUAAUUUUAUUCCUCAUGGCUGUGAUGUCCUUGGAUCGGUACCUGGCCAUUUGCAAGCCUCUGCAUUACCUGACCAUCAUGAACCCGAAGACUUGCUUCCUCUUGGUCACUGCCUGCUGUGCUUUGGCCUUCACUCUUAUCACUGGUCUGGUAGUAAAGGUUUUCCAGUUAUCCUUCUGUGGCCCCCAUGUCAUCCCUCACUUUCUCUGUGACCUUGGCCCCCUGAUUCAUCUCUCCUGUUCUGACACCAGGUCUGUUGAUAUGUUGGCCUUUGUCCUUGCCUUGUUUAUCCUUUUGACAUCCCUUAUCAUAACCAUCAUUGCCUACGGCAACAUAGUACUCACAAUCCUGCAACUCCCGUCAGCCAAAGAGAAAAAGAAAGCUUUCUCCACCUGCUCGUCUCACCUCAUUGUCCUCUCUCUGAUGUACAGCAGCUGUGUGUUUAUAUACGUGAAACCAAAGCAAAGGAGCAGGCUGGACUCCAACAGGGAGGCUGCCCUUGUGAACACGGUGGUGACCCCGCUGCUCAACCCUGUCAUCUACACUCUGCGGAACAAGCAGGUCCAUCAGGCUCUGAGGGAUGCUCUGUCCAGGAUGAGGUUGCAGAAACAGAGCUUUGGAAGGUUCAUGGAGGAAGCGGCUCCCACCUGA